Messenger RNA from Folsomia candida, 1599 nucleotides. RefSeq lists its product as uncharacterized. The transcript has 5 exons. The coding region runs from base 201 to 1115 and encodes 304 amino acids. The record is from RefSeq and is a predicted model, not a curated record. Lineage: Eukaryota; Metazoa; Arthropoda; Collembola; Entomobryomorpha; Isotomidae.
CAGUUUCUCCAGUCUUUGCUCUAAUAAACAGAAAAUAAACACAUUCCUUCCUCGAAAAUUUUGAGCAGUGUUUAUUUUAGCUAAAAUUGAAUAUUUAAAUGUAAAUUUAAAUGUUUUUAAAAUCGAUAUCUUACGAGCUCAAUAAUUAUUCCACCAAGUUUUAUUUUUGCUCGGAAACCACGCCAAGGUAAAAAAUAAUAAUGUUGGUGACCAUUAACAUCAAAACGGGAUUGUAUGAAGGCCGUAAAGGAGAUUAUUCCAUUGAGGAAUUGCGACUUUUGCAUGACAAUGAUAUCACAGUCGAUAGGGAAUUAACCUGGGUGCAGGCAAUUGCACAAGUUUAUGACGGGUUUAAAAUUGAUUCGAAAAAGUAUUAUGUAAGAAGAAUACGGUCAAUUGAUGCUGAAGCACUGCACGGUCUGCAUGAGCCGAUUUCCGAUCUACUUACGUCAGAGUUUAAGCAAAUCAAGAAGAGAUGUUGUGUUCUAAUUAUGGAGUUUGAUGAGCUCAUUACUUUCGCUGAUAUGGCAAAACAGAAGAGAUCAAGUCAAAUCGAAUCACAUGUGGAAGAUCCACCUACGCCUCAAGAUGGUGGACAACUGCGACCACGACGGACCAUAAAGCGGAAAAAUAUGCGAGAGGAAGAUGACUUUGAAUUUGAGAAGUCAGCACGAUCGCCACGUCGAAAGAAAUCGCGAAAGAAGCAGCGAUACACCCGUGAAGUUCAAAAUGGCUGGGGGGAUGACAUGAAUGAAGAAAUCUUGUUUGUUGAGAAAGAAGAGUUCGCUAGUGGCAGCCAAGACUUUUACAACCGAGCGGAGAACCACCGCCGACCUCGGCCACCUAGAUCUCAGCCAUUCCCGUCCCAAUAUCGACAACCAUCCCACCAGCAGCAGCAGAGAGAAAGAGGCGAAAACAAAGCUGCCACGUGCCACAAGGAAGAAUUUCUGCAUCGUGCAAGAACCGUUUUGACGAAUUCACAAUUGCUCAAAGCUCGUCACGCUCUUCAACAACUGAAACAAUCUAGUUAUGAACAAGGAGAUAACAAGUGGACGAAGUGGGUCUUGGAAAGUCCGGGUCCGGUCAAUAUCAUCCGCCUUCUAUUUGACGUUUAGUUUUAUACAUAAAAGCAGAAUCAAUCUCAUAAACAGUAUUGUUUGACAACAUAUGAUGCUGAUUAUUAGUGAUUAUUCUUACCAAGAAGUGUCUCAUUUAUUUAUUUUAGCUGAUAAUACUUGUAUAUAUUUAUAAUCAAUUUGUUAGAAGAAAUCUAAAGCCCUUAUUAAGUACGCAAGUUGACAUAGUCUGCAAGAUACAUAAAUAACCUGCAAUACUCGCGUUAAUAAACACUAGUAUCGCAUACUCAAUAUUUAAAUUAUUUAGUGCGAGUUGUUUACCCAAUGAGGAUUUUUUCCAAGUUUAUAAUAUAUUUAAAUGUGAAACAACUCGAAUAGUUUACUAAAUUAACAACUGCCAGUGCUGCUACAAAUGUGGCCUACAAUAUAUACAAUCUUCCAUUAAUUGUAUAUUUUUACUUAUCCAUGACAUUAUAGCAAAUAAAAAUCAAUCUUUAUACUGUUUAGUAUUAUACAUAGUGAA